Messenger RNA from Leptinotarsa decemlineata (Colorado potato beetle), 1149 nucleotides. RefSeq names its product alpha-aspartyl dipeptidase. Gene Ontology annotation, molecular function: serine-type peptidase activity. Gene Ontology annotation, biological process: proteolysis. The record is from RefSeq and is a predicted model, not a curated record. Lineage: Eukaryota; Metazoa; Arthropoda; Insecta; Coleoptera; Chrysomelidae.
UUCAUUUAACUUCGUGAUUUUAACAAUCAGAUAUCAAUCAAGCCAAAUGAUUUUUAUAUUAUAAAAUGAGACAGUUUAUAAAGAUAUAAAUUAGACAAUUACAUGAAGGUCCCUCAGUUUUUUCUAUCAUGAAAUUUCCUUAUUUUAUUUUUUUCACACUUGAUUACAUAACUCUGAUAAGCAGUAUGACAGAGAAGGACAAAACACAAAAAAGUUGUUGAAAAUUGAUAUUUGUUGUUUUUGAGGUUAAUGUAAACAUUAAAAGUACAAUUUUGAUUUCAGAACAAUUAUCUUAUCAUUGAAUCAAGUUGCAUGUUUACAGUUUUUCAUUUCAGCAGUAAGUGUAUUCCAGGAUUAUAUAACAUGUCGAAAAGGCAACUUUUAUUGCUCUCUUCUUCAAAAGUUCAUGGGCAUGGAUUUUUGGACUAUGCUGAGAAUGAUAUUUGUGACCUUCUGUCUGAACAUAAUGUUACAGCUGUAUUGUUUGUUCCUUAUGCCUUGAGAAAUUAUGAUCAGUAUCUGAAGAAAGUGCAACAACCUUUUAAAAAAUGGGGUUUCCAGGUUGACGGUAUCCACUCUGAGAAUCCAUUGGAAGCAGUUGGGAAAGCACAAGCCAUAUUUAUUGGAGGAGGAAAUACAUUUCGGUUACUGAAAACAUUAUACGACCUCAAUUUGGUAAAAGCUAUCAGAAAACGAGUUUUGGAAGAUGGAAUACCCUACAUUGGAGCAAGUGCUGGUACAAAUGUUGCAACAGUGAGCAUUAACACUACUAAUGACAUGCCAAUUGUCUACCCACCAUCGUUUGAGGCUCUCAAUUUGGUUCCUUUCAAUAUUAACCCGCACUAUCAAGAUCCUGACCUUACUUCAACACAUAAAGGAGAAACAAGGGAAGAAAGGAUCCUCCAGUAUUUGGAGGAGAAAGAGUCAUAUCCUGUUUUGGGCCUUAGGGAGGGAUGUACACUUCAUGUUAAGAAUAAUACUGCUAUUUUGAAAGGAAUUCGGAGCGCAAGACUGUUUUCCAAGGAACAGAAACCUCGUGAGUUUGACGUUGGAAGUGAUUUGAGUUUUUUACUGAAGGAUCAAUAUUGACAAUAUUGUAUUUUUGUUGAGAAAAUGUAUGAGUUAUGCAAUACAACCGCUGCAAUUUCA